Molecule: messenger RNA, 4922 nt
Organism: Geodia barretti
Lineage: Eukaryota; Metazoa; Porifera; Demospongiae; Tetractinellida; Geodiidae
Source: the annotation of a GenBank genome assembly
CAGACACAGGUGCAAGAGAAGGCGUACCGAGAACCAGCUCCUCAGAACCAGCGCCGCCGUCUCCUCCAAACAGGCUCUUGCUGAUCUGCAGCUCGUCGCUGGUGCCGAACAGCUCCUUUAGUAUAUCCAUCCCCUGAUCCCUACACUUCUAGCUAGCAGCACUGCUCUUCUUUACACAAAAUGCGCUCCCGAUGUUUCGAUAUUAUUCUCUAAUUUAGCGAAAGAGCCACCGCGUGUCUCGCGCUUGCUCGUGCGUGGAUUUUUGGUGGAGCCGUUUGCAAGUCGUUGAGGGAGAGAAAUGGCGGAGCAGCCGUGUUACACGCUAAUCAACAACCCCUCCGAGACGGAGAUACCCAACGAGCAACAGUUGCGGAACGAUUUAGAGCACGGUGACAACAGACUGAAGGCGACGGCGCUGAAGAAGGUCAUCCAGCUGGUUCUGAGCGGCGAGCGUCUCCCGGCGCUCCUCAUGGUGAUAAUCAGAUUCGUGUUGCCGUGUAACGACCACCAGAUAAAGAAACUGCUUCUGCUGGUCUGGGAGAUAUGGCCCAAGACGUCACCCGAUGGAAAACUGCUGCACGAGAUGAUUCUGGUGUGCGACGCCUACCGCAAGGAUCUUCAACACCCAAAUGAGUUCAUCCGAGGCUCAACUCUGAGGUUCCUCUGCAAACUGAAGGAGCCGGAACUCCUCGAACCUCUCAUGCCCUCGAUCCGUUCCUGUCUGGAACACAGACACGCCUACGUACGACGGAACGCCGUGUUGGCCAUUUACACCAUCUUCAAGAAUUUCGACCAGCUCAUCCCAGACGCCCCGGAGCUGAUCCAUUCCUACCUGGAAGGGGAGCAGGACGCCUCGUGCAAGAGGAAUGCCUUCAUGAUGCUGAUCCACGUCGACCGAGAGCGAGCUCUAGACUACCUGACGACCUGUAUCGACCAGGUGAACGAGUUUAACGACAUUCUUCAGCUGGUCAUCGUGGAACUGGUCUACAAGGUGUGCCAUGCAAACCCGGGUGAAAGGUCAAGGUUUAUCAGGUGCAUCUACAACCUGCUCCAGUCGUCUAGUCCGGCUGUCCGCUACGAGGCGGCCGGUACCUUGGUUACCCUCUCCUCCUCGCCCACUGCCAUCAAGGCAGCGGCUCAGUGCUACAUUGACCUGAUCGUCAAGGAGAGCGACAACAACGUGAAGCUAAUUGUCCUCGAUCGGCUGAUGACCCUGAAAGACGUCCCGGCCCACGAACGAGUCCUUCAGGAUCUGGUGAUGGACAUCCUGCGGGUGUUGGCCAGCCCCGAUCUCGAGGUCAGGAAGAAACUCUGUCUCUUGUUCUGGAUCUCAUCAGCCCUCGCAACGUCGAAGAGAUAGUCCUGGUUCUGAAGAAGGAGGUGGCCAGCACCAGUAAUGGCGGAGGAGAUGGGAGGGAUAAGAAGGACGUGACUGGAUACAGACAGAGUCUGGUCCAGACUCUUCAUCAGUGCAGCAUCCGAUUUGCCAGCGUUGCUCCUGCCGUUGUCCCUCUGCUGCUAGAUUUCCUCUCGGACAGCGACGAAGGAACAGCGGAGGAUGUGCUGGCGUUUGUUCGUGAGGCGAUCCAGCAGUAUCCGAGACUGAAGGGAAACGUGGUAGGGAGAUUGCUGGACGUGUUUGGAAUCAUCAAAUCUGUCAGCAUCCACCGAGGAGCUCUCUGGAUACUGGGAGAAUAUUGUACUACUGUUGACGAUAUCUCUCGCGUGGUUCAGGAGAUCAGGGUCUCUCUGGGAGAGCUGCCUAUAGUUGACUCGGAGCUGAAGAAGGCUGCGGGUGAAGAGACUCAGAAUGAAGAUGACCAACCGACCGCUUCCCACUUCCUCCUCCUCCUCCUCCUCGAAGCUAGUGACUGCAGCCGGAACAUACGCCACCCAGAGUGCAUUCACUGCCACGGCAACCAAGAAAGAGGAUAAAAUACCCCCUCUCAGAGGCUAUCUUCUGGAGGGACAGUUCUUCAUAGCAGCUGCCCUGGCUUCCACUCUCACCAAACUGGCAGUCCGAUACCUGAGUCAGGUCACCCAGACACAGAGCAGGAACGUGAGUACCGGGGUAUGGGGUAUGAAGGGAAGUGGGGGGAGAUGGAAUUGGAUGGUGGUUUUGUUUAGUGCAACAGAGUAAGAUUCAUGUGCUGUGGAAUGGGAGAAUGACAGCAUGAAAGAAUGGAGGUAUGAGAGAAUGGGGGAAUGGGAGUAUGGCAGUAUGAAAGAAUGAAGGAAUGUGAUUUCUCUGCUGCCAGGCAUUCUGUGGAGAAGCCAUGUUGAUUGUAGCGAGCAUCCUUCAUCUCGGAAAAUCUGGCCUCCCAAAAAAGGCAAUCACAGAGGACGACACGGAGCGACUGACCAUCUGUCUGCGUGUUCUGGCGGAGAGGAACGAGGUGUGACUCAGGUGUUUGGGGAGGGAUCACGAGAGGCCCUUGGUCGAUUGUUGACAACCAGGGAGGCCGAGGGGAAGAAGAAAAAGAACAAGGAUGAAGAGGAGGUUCAAGUCCACGCGGACGACCUCAUCAUGUUCCUCCAGCUGGCGCAACUGGAGGAGGGGCAGACUGAGAACAAGUAUGAGCUGAGUCUGAUGACCGCCACGCAGGGCAGCGGUGUUGCCGGUGGGAAGAGAGACGCCGAGAAGACACAAACACAGCUCAACAAGGUGAUUCAGCUGACAGGGUUCUCUGAUCCCGUGUAUGCCGAAGCCUAUGUGAACAUCAAUCAAUACGACAUCGUGUUGGACGUCCUUGUUGUCAACCAAACAGGAGACACCUUGCAGAGCUGGCUACACUAUGGAGACCUGAAGCUGGUUGAGAAACCUGCCCCCAUGACUGUGGGGCCUCACGAUUUUGUCAAUAUCAAGGCUAGUAUCAAGGUUUCUUCGACUGAGAAUGGAAUCAUCUUUGGAAAUAUCGUGUAUGACAUCAUUGGUUCCACGUCGGAUCGGAACGUGGUCGUACUCAACAAUAUUCAUAUCGACAUCAUGGACUACAUCCAACCAGCCAGCUGCUCAGACACAGAGUUUCGCCGGAUGUGGGCGGAGUUUGAGUGGGAGAACAAGAUCACGGUGAACACCAAUAUCACAGAUCUCAGUGAGUAUCUGGAACAUCUCCUACAGUCCACCAACAUGAAAUGUCUCACUCCCAAACAGGCCCUGACAGGCGAAUGUGGGCUCUUGGCCGCCAACCUUUACGCACGCAGCGUGUUCGGGGAAGACGCUCUCGCCAACCUCAGUGUUGAGAAACCCAUGGCAACAGAGGGUGUGGCUGGCGACGUCGCCGUGCAGGGUCACAUUCGCAUCCGUGCCAAGACUCAGGGAAUGGCUCUUAGCCUAGGGGACAAGAUCAACUUGUCACAGCGGGCAACGAAAUCCUAAAUUAUUGGAGAAACAUUCUAGCAAUAAAGAACAUUGAAUUUUUGGUGUGUGUGAUCAUGAUGUAAAUUGUAAAACGAUUUUCAUUAAAAAAAGGACGAUAAAGUGCUUACAAAGGGCUUUUUUGGACAAAUUUUGGGUCUCAUGGGUGGGGAAAAAUUAGAAUGGGUAUAUAAAUUUGUAGUUGUCAGCUAUAAUAGAUAUAGAAUUUUUCGUCAGUUGUUGGAGGUGGAUUGGGCGAAGCGUUGUCUCAUCUUAGCCAGAGCGUCGUUCAUCAUUCGAUCUUUCCUCGCCUUGGAGACCAGGUCCCGCCCCUCCCGCUUUGCUCUCGACUGGGCGGGGCUUGAUGAAGGGGUGCGGCUUGUUGGGUGGGCGUGGCCGACUGGUGGUGAUGGGGGUGUGGCUUACUCCCACGUCAAACGUAUGAGCUCUUUUGAAUGGAAACCUCUUCGCAGCUUGCUCCACCAGUUUCUUGCGACGAUCGGGAGAGAUGAGAUCUUGUUUUUCUUGUUUCUUCUUGUCAGGAGUUGUGGGUGUGGCAGUGGGCGUGGCUCUCGGACUGCUUCUGGUCUCAUUCCGAGAUUUUGUUCCACUCUCAGUCUUGGUUCCAGUCUGCAGUGGCUCCGUUCCAAAGUUCUCAUCCAUGGUGGCCGAAAACGAGUCAAUGAUAUUCAUGGUCGACUGAAACUGGUCAGACAGGUUCAUCCAGGCCCCGCCCUCUCCGCCUGGCUCCUGAUGAAACGAGACAGAGGAGGCUGAAGCCUUGUGGACUGGACUUACGGUCACACUGGAUUCUCGCUGGUAGGCGUGGCCAGCUGCAGUUGCUGUGGCAACUUGACGAGGGGAGGAGUCUACUAGUGUCGUCACAGUGAUGACAUCUGACUGGAAUUCUUUCGGCUCUUCUUGUUGCUGGUGUUUCUCUUUCAUUUCCACCUCUCCCGUUUCUUCAAUUUUGACUACACGUCUUCCUGUUCCUCUUCUCCUCGUAUAAAGGACUAAAACACUGUUUCUCCUGCCAUUUGUUCCCUCUCUCCCUCCUCUCCCUCUCCAUCCUCUCCCUCUUCUUUCUCUCUCCUCCUUCUUCCUUCCCUCCUCUUCUCCCUCUGUCCCGUGCUCUCCCUCCUUUGCACCCUCAUCGUCGGUCGUACAGGUCCUUCAGGUCUUAGUUCUUGGUCAAGAUCUCUGACAGCUCAUAGUUUCCUGCGUCGUUUGCUUCUUCCUUUUCUUCCACCCUCUCUUCCUCCUCUUCUUCUUUCACCACCUCCCGCUCUCCUCCCCCUGCCACUUGUGGUCUACCUUCCUCCACAAUCUGAGCAAUUAUCUCUCCAAGCCCCCUCUCAACUGACUUCUUCAUCUUUUCACUCAAUUCUUUCCUCCGCCGUGAUUCUGGUGUCUCACCUUCCCCCUCCUCCUCCUCCUCCUCCUCCUCCUCCCUUCUUCCCUCUCUCCCCGUUUCUCCAAAACUGAACAAAACACUUUCCUCUUCUCUUUUUUCGUCGGUGGAAUUUGGUUUGUUUACUGGUGUGUUGUUGCCGUGGCUACCUUC